AUGGUGUCCCCUGCUAUUGCUUUGGCCUUCCUCCCCCUCCUGCUGACAGUGAUCAUCAAGUACCGUUACUACUUUGUGCUGUUGUACCGGGCAGUUCUGGUCAGGACAUGGAAGGACUGUGUUACUGGUUUGACUCGAGAGGAGCGGGCUUAUCAGUAUGUCCUGACUCACGCCACCCCUGGAGACCCUGACAGCAUCCUGGAUGCCUUUGAUGUCUGGUGCAGCAAAGUGGAGUUCAUCAGCAACAUUGGGCCUAAAAAAGGGAAGAUCUUGGAUCGGCUGCUGAUGGAGCAGAGACCUCUGACAGUGUUGGAGCUGGGUGCCCACUGUGGCUACAGUACCGUACGGAUCGCCCGGAGUCUGCCGCUGGGAGCCAGGCUCUACAGCAUCGAGAUGGACCAGAGGAAUGCUGCCAUUGCGGAGAAAAUCAUUCGCUUGGCAGGUUUUGAUGAUGAUACGGUAGAGCUCAUUGUGAACCCGUCUGAUGAGGUGAUUCCUUGUCUUCGGUCUGACUACAAUCUGGAGAGGCUGGAUUUUGUCUUCAUGGACCAUUGGAAGAAGUGCUAUCUCCCUGAUCUGCAGAUGCUGGAGGGCUCUGGAUUGCUGGGAAAAGGAUCUAUGGUUUUGGCUGACAACGUGCUGUUUCCUGGAGCUCCUAAGUUCCUCAGAUACCUUCGCAAGAGCGGCCUGUAUGAAUGGAAGAUCCACCGGGCCACACUGGAGUAUAGCAAGGGUAUCAGGGAUGGGAUGGCUGAGCUGGUGUACCUGGGAAUCAAGUAG
Messenger RNA from Stegastes partitus (bicolor damselfish), 780 nucleotides. RefSeq names its product transmembrane O-methyltransferase (gene tomt). Gene Ontology annotation, biological process: catecholamine catabolic process; developmental process; dopamine metabolic process. The transcript is spliced from 4 exons. Gene Ontology annotation, molecular function: catechol O-methyltransferase activity. The coding region runs from base 1 to 780 and encodes 259 amino acids. Lineage: Eukaryota; Metazoa; Chordata; Actinopteri; Pomacentridae. The record is from RefSeq and is a predicted model, not a curated record.